GGUUUGUUCUCUUCACCAAACUCGUUUUUCAUAGCAAGAAAUGGCCUAUUCACUGUCGCCAAAGAAGGCUGGUCUGCCACGAGAGGUUUUGAAAUGGCUGCAAAGUCUUGAUUUAUCGUUUUUCCCAAAAAACGUUCGCAGAGACUUUUCCAAUGGAUACCUCGUGGCAGAAAUAUUUUCCUGGUACUUCCCAAGGGAUUUUCAAAUGCACUCCUUUGAUAACGGAACUUCAUUGGCUGCCAAACAAUCAAAUUGGUCCCAAAUUGAGAAAUUUUUUGUGAAGCAAAACAUCAGUCUGGUCAAGGAGAUGAUAGAUGGCACAAUCCACUGUAAACCUGGAGCUGCAGAGCUUCUUGUACAGGAGAUUUACACCAUCCUGACCAACAGAAGUAUCCAGGCCAUCCAGAGGGUGGAGCAAGGCUUUACAGAUAAACCUUACCAAGACCAGUUGCCUAUGGUGGCCCGAGCCACAGCCUCAGUGUCAAUAAAGAGCAACCUGAGUCUCACUGAGGUUAAAGCUGAACCAAACAUCAUCACCAAUCAGCGCAAGGUCCUCGCCAUCAUACACAGGCACUUAGAGCAAAGAAAAGAGGAGAGAGUCCAAGACCCAAAACGCUUCAAUGUUAAGCCCACUCUUGGAGAACAGGCUGUCAGGUUGUUAGCCCACCAGCAUGAGCCAAAUCUACAGAUGAACACCAGUCAAGCAGCUUGUUAAGUGCCUGCCUUCCCAACAAGAGGAUGAGACAUAUGUUCAGUGGUGUCUGGAACCAGAAGCGAAUGCAUUGCAGAUAUUGGAUGCAAAUUGUGAGACCGUUUGAGGUAGAUAUCCAACAAAGGUCUUCAAAGCACAUUUCAGAAUAAGGCCCUUGAGUUUUGAGCAUAAGGUUGAUUACCGCAAUAAAAUAUCUAGUUUAACAAACAUA
Molecule: messenger RNA, 923 nt
Organism: Danio rerio (zebrafish)
Lineage: Eukaryota; Metazoa; Chordata; Actinopteri; Cypriniformes; Danionidae
Gene: spata4
Product: spermatogenesis associated 4
Cellular component (GO): nucleus
Source: RefSeq, marked validated